Messenger RNA from Vicia villosa (hairy vetch), 924 nucleotides. RefSeq lists its product as uncharacterized. The transcript is spliced from 2 exons. Bases 1 to 924 code for a protein of 307 amino acids. The record is from RefSeq and is a predicted model, not a curated record. NCBI's taxonomy places the organism in Eukaryota, Viridiplantae, Streptophyta, Magnoliopsida, Fabales, Fabaceae.
AUGGCUGAUCUAACCAAGCGACACAUUCUUUGUAAAGUUUUGGCAUUCAUGUAUACAAUUGAGUUUCAAAAAAGAGGUUUACCCCUUGCACAUGUUUUUCUCUUCUUGCAUCCUCUUAGCAAGUAUCCAUCUCCGUCUAACAUCGAUAACAUCAUUUCCGCUGAAGUACCUGAUCCGAUACGCCAUCCGACAUUAUAUGCUUUGGUCAAGUCACAUAUGAUCCAUGGUCCAUGUGGUCUGGCACGUCCGAAAUCCCCAUGUAUGAGAAAUAUGAAAUGCUCGAAGUACUAUCCCAAAAGUUUCGUUGAAGACAUAAUAAUUGAUGUUGAAGGUUAUCCAUUAUACUGUCGAAGAUCCAACACACAUUUUAUAGUAAAAAAUGGUAUCCAGUUGGAUAAUAGGAAUGUCGUUCCAUACAACACACGUUUGUUGUUGAAAUAUCAAUCGCAUAUAAAUAUGGAAUGGUGUAACCAGAGCACUUCUAUCGAGUAUCUAUUCAAGUACAUUCACAAGGGAUACGACAAAAUCACUGCAAGUGUUGUUGCUUCUAACUCAAACAAGGAUGCAAACAAUGAACCCAUAGAUGAGAUCAAACAAUAUCUUGAUUAUAGAUAUGUUUCUCCGAGUGAGGCAUGUUGGCGAAUUUUUUCUUACAAAAUCCAUGGACGAAAACAUACUGUUGAAUGUAUGUUCUACCAUCUAAUUAGUGAAAAGGCUGCCUAUUACACAGAUUAUGACCGGAUGGAGAAUAUUUUAGAAAAUGAAAGUGUGACCGAAUCGAUGUUCACGUCUUGGCUGGUUGCAAAUUUAGAAUAUGAGGAAGCCCGUUCAUUGACAUACGGUGAAUUUGUUACGAAGUUUGUGUAUGUUAAAAGAAGUAGAACAUGGAAUCCGCGAAAAGAGGGUUUACCAUCGAACGUUUAA